GGCCGCCGGUGGCCUCGGCGGCGGCAGCGGCAGGAUGCGGGCGGGCCGCGGCGCGGCGGGCGGGGAGGCGGCGGCCGAGGAGGAGGCGGCCGAGGCGGCCAAGCGCGGCGGGGCGGCGGCGGCGGCGGCGGCGGGGCGGGCGCGGGGCCGCGGCGGGAAGGGAUCCCCGAACGGCGAGUGCCGGCGCGGGGAGCCGCCGCGCAGCCCCGGCCCGGAGCCGCCCCGGGAGCCCAAGGUCUCCUUCUCCUGCGGCGGCGGCGGCGCGUCCCCCGGCGGGGCCAAGGCGGCCGAGGAGGGCGCGGGCGAGGAUGCGGGCGAGGAGGCCCGCGGGAGCCAGGCCAGCUUCAUGCAGCGGCAGUUCGGGGCGAUGCUCCAGCCCGGCGUCAACAAGUUCUCGCUGCGGAUGUUCGGCUCCCAGAAGGCGGUGGAGCGGGAGCAGGAGCGCGUCAAGUCGGCGGGGGCCUGGAUCAUCCACCCCUACAGCGACUUCAGGUUUUACUGGGACUUCACGAUGCUGCUCUUCAUGGUGGGCAACCUGAUCAUCAUUCCUGUGGGCAUCACCUUCUUCAAGGAGGAGACCACGGCGCCCUGGAUCGUGUUCAAUGUGGUCUCCGACACCUUCUUCCUGAUGGACCUGGUGCUGAACUUCCGGACAGGAAUUGUCAUUGAGGACAACACAGAAAUCAUCCUGGACCCCGAGAAGAUCAAGAAGAAGUACCUCAAGACCUGGUUCGUGGUGGACUUUGUCUCCUCCAUCCCUGUGGACUAUGUCUUCCUCAUUGUGGAGAAGGGCAUAGACUCGGAGGUGUACAAGACGGCCCGCGCCCUCCGCAUCGUCCGCUUCACCAAGAUCCUCAGCCUCCUGCGGCUCCUCCGCCUCUCCCGGCUCAUCCGCUACAUCCACCAGUGGGAGGAGAUCUUCCACAUGACCUACGACCUGGCCAGCGCAGUGAUGAGGAUCAUCAACCUCAUCGGCAUGAUGCUGCUGCUUUGCCACUGGGACGGCUGCCUCCAGUUCCUCGUGCCCAUGCUGCAGGAUUUCCCCCAGAACUGCUGGGUCUCCAUCAACGGGAUGGUGAAUGACUCCUGGAGCGAGUUGUACUCCUUUGCCCUCUUCAAGUCGAUGAGCCACAUGCUCUGCAUCGGUUAUGGGAAGCAGGCGCCCGAGAGCAUGACAGACAUCUGGCUGACAAUGCUGAGCAUGAUCGUGGGGGCCACCUGCUACGCCAUGUUCAUCGGCCACGCCACCGCCCUCAUCCAGUCGCUGGACUCCUCCCGGCGCCAGUACCAGGAGAAGUACAAGCAGGUGGAGCAGUACAUGUCCUUCCACAAGCUGCCUGCCGACUUCCGCCAGAAGAUCCACGACUACUACGAGCACCGCUACCAGGGCAAGAUGUUCGACGAGGACAGCAUCCUGGGGGAGCUCAACGAGCCCCUGCGCGAGGAGAUCGUGAACUUCAACUGCCGCAAGCUGGUGGCCUCAAUGCCGCUGUUCGCCAAUGCGGAUCCCAACUUUGUCACGGCGAUGCUCACCAAGCUGAAGUUUGAGGUGUUUCAGCCGGGCGACUACAUCAUCCGCGAAGGCACCAUCGGCAAGAAGAUGUACUUCAUCCAGCACGGGGUGGUCAGCAUCCUCACCAAGGGCAACAAGGAGAUGAAACUCUCCGAUGGCUCCUACUUCGGAGAAAUCUGCCUGCUGACCCGAGGCCGGCGCACGGCCAGUGUCCGGGCAGACACCUACUGCCGCCUCUACUCGCUCUCGGUGGACAACUUCAACGAGGUGCUGGAGGAGUACCCUAUGAUGAGACGGGCCUUCGAGACCGUGGCCAUCGACCGCCUUGACCGCAUUGGGAAGAAGAACUCGAUCCUGCUCCACAAAGUGCAGCAUGACCUCAACUCAGGCGUCUUCAACAACCAGGAGAACGAGAUCAUCCAGGAGAUCGUCAAGUACGACCGGGAGAUGGUACAGCAGGCAGAGCUGCAGCAGCACACGGCCAUGUACAGCCCUGUCCAGCCCCAGGUCACCUCUGCCAUCGCCACCCUCCAGCAAGCCGUUGCCAUGAGCUUCUGUCCGCAGAUGGCCAGCCCGCUGGUGGGCUCCAUGGCCCUGGGCUCGCCCCGCAUGAUGCGCCGCUUGCAGUACGCCCAGGCUGUGCCCAGCCCCUUCGCCGUUUCCCCCGUCUUGCUGCAGCAGAGCCCCCUGCAGCAGCCGCAGCCCCCUGUGCCCCAUGCCAACCCCUCGCCCUCACAGGACCAGGCGCAGCCCGUGGCCCUGCCUGCCUCCACCAGCACCUUCGCUGCGGCCGCAGCCAGCCCGCCAUCCCAAAGCCCCCUGGCCAGCCGGACGUUUGCCUACGGAGGUGCCCCGGGGCAGCUGGGCUCCCAGCUCUCCCUCAGCCAGCAGCAGGUGCCCGGCUCACCCCAGCGCCUGGCUGCCCACAAAAGCACACAGGCACUGCACACCAGCAGCCUCAGCCAGGAUUCGCGGCCCUUGUCGGCCUCGCAGCCCUCCCUGCCCCACGGGCUGGUGGCCGGCAGCACCCAGAGCCCCCCGGCCUCAGCCCGCGAGUCCUGCGCCUCCAUUGGCGGGGGCCCGGCCACCGCCUCGCCCGGCCCUGGCCCCCCAGUUGGGCUGCGGGGCCAGGCACCCUCGCGGGGCACCCUGGCCCAACCGGCAUCCACGGGCUCAGUGCACGCAGGGCCGUCCGCCCUGCCGCAGGACUCGGUGGCGGCCCGCAAGGAUUCGGCAGCCAGCACGCCCGACACGGACCCAGCCAAGUCCAGGCUGUCUUCCAACUUGUGACCUCUGCGCUGUGCUGGGCGCGGGGACAAGCGUGCCAGAGGAAGCUGUGGC
Gavia stellata (red-throated loon) is the source of this 2854-nucleotide messenger RNA. It is a transcript of the gene HCN2, whose product is annotated as hyperpolarization activated cyclic nucleotide gated potassium and sodium channel 2. The record is from RefSeq and is a predicted model, not a curated record. Bases 35 to 2803 code for a protein of 922 amino acids. Gene Ontology annotation, cellular component: membrane. The transcript is spliced from 8 exons. Gene Ontology annotation, biological process: potassium ion transport; transmembrane transport. NCBI's taxonomy places the organism in Eukaryota, Metazoa, Chordata, Aves, Gaviiformes, Gaviidae. Gene Ontology annotation, molecular function: voltage-gated potassium channel activity.